Messenger RNA from Tachysurus vachellii, 895 nucleotides. RefSeq names its product translocator protein (gene tspo). The transcript has 4 exons. The coding region runs from base 131 to 616 and encodes 161 amino acids. Gene Ontology annotation, cellular component: mitochondrial outer membrane. NCBI's taxonomy places the organism in Eukaryota, Metazoa, Chordata, Actinopteri, Siluriformes, Bagridae. The record is from RefSeq and is a predicted model, not a curated record.
GUCACGCCCACUGUAUUCUUAUUUACAAAGUCAGGACGUGUUUAACCCCAAGCAACUCUUUCACCGCGCGUGGCACAAAAACUCAUUUAUUACUUAACGAACUUGAUCCUUGGAUAUCUUUGUUGGAGCCAUGUGGACAUCCAUGCUGGGUCUGACUGCCCUACCACAUGUUGGUGGGAUCUUUGGUAGCUUUAUCACAAGAAAAGAGAUAAAGACAUGGUAUGCCUCACUUAACAAACCGUCAUGGAGGCCACCCAAUUCUGCUUUUGGAGUGGUAUGGACAGCUUUAUACACAGGCAUGGGUUAUGGCUCAUACCUGGUGUAUAAAGAGCUGGGAGGCUUCACAGAAGAUGCUGUGGUCCCAUUGGGACUCUAUGGCUUGCAGCUGGCACUGAACUGGGCCUGGACCCCAAUCUUUUUUGGGGCACACAAGAUCAAACUAGCACUCGUUGAGCUUGUCGUGCUAACGGGGACAGUGGCUGCGACCAUGGUGUCCUGGUACCCAGUGAGCCGCAAUGCCACUCUUCUCAUGACUCCGUACCUGGCUUGGCUUUGCUUGGCCACCUCACUCAACUACUGUAUCUGGAGGGACAACCCUGAGACCAAAAAAGACUAGACCCUUUUUUUAAUUACCAUGCAGUUACCACAAAUAUGCCUGCAACCAUAUCCAAGUGAACAUAUGAAUUAAAUCAUGGAAGUUGAUUGACUAAUAUUCUUAAAUCACAAUGAUUAUAUACUAACAUUUAACUUACAUUUUUUGUUAGCUUGGUAAAAUAAAAGAACAAGCUUUUCCUCAAGAUCAUUUUUCUUUUGAUUUCCUGUCAGUAAAAAAGAUUGAUCAAUCAAUUAUUUUACUGUUUGUACUGGUACCAAAUAAAUAAAAAGUUGCCUUAUA